Terrapene triunguis (Three-toed box turtle) is the source of this 1587-nucleotide messenger RNA. Its product is annotated as cytosolic phospholipase A2 gamma-like. Gene Ontology annotation, molecular function: calcium-dependent phospholipid binding; calcium ion binding. Gene Ontology annotation, cellular component: nucleoplasm; nuclear envelope; cytosol. NCBI's taxonomy places the organism in Eukaryota, Metazoa, Chordata, Testudines, Emydidae. The record is from RefSeq and is a predicted model, not a curated record. The transcript has 14 exons. Bases 1 to 1587 code for a protein of 528 amino acids. Gene Ontology annotation, biological process: glycerophospholipid catabolic process.
AUGAGACAGCCCGAUGAGCGUGACGGCCUCUCUUUGUCCACCCCCUCAGAGGUGGAAGGCGAUCGCGGCUCGGGGGAGUCACCGGCGGACAAGGCGAAUGGAAAAGACAGCGCUCAGGAUGAUGUGCCCAAUAUCGCCAUCCUGGGAGCUGGUGGAGGUCUUCGAGCCAUGAUCGCCCUUCAUGGAACUAUGCAGGAGCUACAAAAGCAUGGUCUCUUGGACACCAUCAUGUACUUGUGUGGGGUCUCAGGUUCAACUUGGUGUAUGUCGUCUCUCUACAAAAAUGGGGACUGGACAGAGAAAUUGCAGGCCUUGGAGGAAAGUAUGUGUGCUAGACUUUCCAAAUACACCUGGAGUGUCCCAAAGGCAACAAAAAUGCUUCUCGAGGCAGCUAAAGAUGAAAAUUACUCCCUGACUGAGUUCUGGGCCUACACUGUGGUCUAUGGAAUGUUACAUGAACUGGACAAGGGACACUUGUCUGAGCAGCAGAGUGCUUCUGAGAAUGGAAAUAACCCCUACCCCAUCUAUGCAGCAGUGGAUGAGCGAAGUUUUUCCAAAGUAACUGAAUACUCUCCAGCAACCUGGUUUGAGUUCACCCCCCAUGAAGCCAGCUUCCUUGGCUAUGGAGCAAGUGUACCCAUGGAAUACUUUGGAAGUGAAUACAAGAAUGGGGAGCUAAAGAAGCAGAAAGAAGAGAAAAGCAUGAGUUACCUACAAGGUUUGUGGGGAAGUGCCAUUGGCAGCAAAACAGAAAAUGAAAAAGUCAUAAAAGAUAUAUUCUUUGGCUUCUUUAAGGGAGAAAAGGAAUCACAUUCACCAUCAAAAGAAAGUUGUCCAGAAGGAAUGGUCAAGGGGUUUCCAGCACCCACCAUUGAACCUGAAGCUGGUGAUAUGGAAGGCUCAUUGCAGAGUGAGCCAGCAGGAGCUUCACCAGGAGGCUUUUCACCAGAUACUAAGAACAAGUCAAUUACUGAAAACAUUAAAGGCGGAGGAGGCUCAGUGGUGGAUUUCGCUAGAAUGUGGCAAAAAACCACUCAUGGUCUCUUGACCUGGAAAUGGGGAACGAAUAAUAACUUUCUUUACAAAUGUUCUGCUCUUGACUCUACUGAGCUGGUGAAGGAUAAAGUCAUCUCCUUGGUAGAUGCUGGAAUAGCCAUAAACUGUGCUUUCCCUCUGGUUCUCCGCCCGGAAAGGAAAGUGAAACUGAUCCUCUCCUUUGACUAUGGCCCUUUUGAACCAUUUAAGGCCCUCAAGCAAACUGCCAAAUACUGUAAAGAAAACUGCAUCCCAUUUCCUGAGAUAGACGAGAAAUUACUCCAAGAGCCAGAUAACCCCUCUGACUGCUACAUCUUCAGAGGAGAGGGUGCUCCAACAGUCAUGCACUUCCCACUUUUCAACAGAGUGAAUUGCCCAGCCUAUGUGACAGAAUGGAGAAUUAGAUUCACCAUGCUUCGCUUUCUCUACCAUGUGGGAGACAUCACCAAACUCCUUCAAUCAGCCAGACUGAAUGUAUUGAACAACAAAGACAAGAUCCUACAAGAGAUCAAAUACAUUGUGGCUCACUCCAGGAAGGAGGCAAGCUCUUAA